AUGUAUCGAUUACUCCCACGGAUUCGUGCAGCGGUAUCUGCGGCUGAACAUGGAGAGCAGGGCAAUGACGAUGAGGGUGGAACUGACGAUGGUAUGAGUGCGGACCACUAUUCGGACCAUUCGCUUGGCGCUGGGCUCCCUAUGGCGGAGCGGAAAAUGCGUUACAAAGUCCUCCAAAUCACUUUCCGGGAUCGAGAUGUGAACGCGAAUCCCGCGGGUUCCGAUCUGUCGUCUCUCGAGUCAAUGCCGUAUCCUCUUCCUUCUCAGAGCCGCAUGGCAACUUGCCAGGGAUGA
Messenger RNA from Coccidioides immitis RS, 294 nucleotides. RefSeq lists its product as uncharacterized. The record is from RefSeq and is a predicted model, not a curated record. The coding region runs from base 1 to 294 and encodes 97 amino acids. Lineage: Eukaryota; Fungi; Ascomycota; Eurotiomycetes; Onygenales; Onygenaceae. The transcript has 3 exons.